AUGGCUUUCUCUCGCUCCGUCAUCCCCUCCAUCUGGUUUAGUGGAGCUGUCAGACCAGUUUUUCUCAGCGUCGAGGGCUCGCAGUGCUCCCUUGUUGGUAAUCGUGGUCGAGGCUCGCUGACAAAGUGGAAGAGGCAGACGGCGGUGGGACUGGAGCUGCUGGCGGAAGCUGGAAACUACUCCGCCCUGCAGAGGAUGUUCCCGUCCCCGUACUUCUACCCGCAGAGCCUGGUGUCCAACCUGGACCCCGGAGCGGCCCUCUAUCUGUACAGAGGCCCCUCGGCGCCCCCCCCGGCCCUGCAGAGACCCCUGGUUCCGCGGAUCCUGCUGCACGGCCUGCAGGGGGGAAGCGAGCCGCCCCCUCCGCCGCCCCCUCUGCCCCCCAUGUCCGGCGUGCUUUCUCGGCCGGCUCAGCAGCGGUGA
Molecule: messenger RNA, 423 nt
Organism: Morone saxatilis (striped sea-bass)
Lineage: Eukaryota; Metazoa; Chordata; Actinopteri; Moronidae
Product: barH-like 1 homeobox protein
Exons: 2
Coding region: 1-423 (140 amino acids)
Biological process (GO): regulation of transcription by RNA polymerase II
Cellular component (GO): nucleus
Molecular function (GO): DNA-binding transcription factor activity, RNA polymerase II-specific; RNA polymerase II transcription regulatory region sequence-specific DNA binding
Source: RefSeq, a predicted model, not a curated record